AAGCAGUUUUGUAAAACACAAAGGAGGUUCAAAACCAAGCUGUCCAGAAAGACUGGAAUUCCAGCUCCCUUUAUAGCCAAUCUCCCUUCUCUGUCAUUUUUGCAAGACUGUUCAAACCAGAUAUUACUGCUUGGUCACAACCUAUCCUUUCAUCACUGGGAUCUGUCUAUCUGUGUUGUCUGGGAACUGCUCUUGUGUACUAUCUGGUGAUUCUCGAAAGCCAUUCUCAUCAACCAGUAAAUCAGAGAGACAUAUCACAAUAAUCACAAGCACCGCAUGAAGAUUUCCUUGAUGUGACCUCAGUGAAGAAAGCCCUGUUAUUAUAAACACAUGUCACCACUUCACACGAGCAACAAACACAAGCUCAGCUAGAUACGGCCUUAACUGGAAGGGAGCUUGCAGCAAAAGGAGGUCUCCCUUUUGCCUUUUCUAUACACGAGGAGGCUUGGUGAGAUACUGACAUGAUGACACUGAUUUCCAGCCUUGAGGUGCUGGUGUGUCUGCUCUGCACCACACGCUGGGCGGAGGGCACCUUUCUGAGAGUCAACAAAGGGCUGAAGGUAAUGAAAGGGCAAUCAGCCUUCCUGGCAGAGGAAGACCUACAGUUUGACAUCCCCAAAGAGAAGGACGCAUGCAAGGUAGAGGUGGUCACCAAUGAGCCCAUCACCCAACGGGUGGGCAGGCUAACACCACAGGUGUUUGACUGUCAUUUUCUCCCAGAUGAAGUGAAAUAUGUCCACAAUGGCUGUCCAAUUCUCAAUGAAGACAACAUCUUACUUCGGCUUUACAGGUUUACUGAGACAGAGACAUUCACAGAAAUGUUCCACCUGCACGUGAAGCUGAUUGAACCUGACUGCAACAUCAUCACGCUGGGACCCAAGUCCUUGGAGGUGCCGGAGUUCUAUGGCAUCUCCAACGUUAUUGAUAGGAACUCGCUGUCCUUCAAUUAUGACCGGAAGCUGAAUUUAGAGUGCACAGUCAGGGUGGCCACUCAGGAGACUCUUCUUCCUGUUCACGGACAGCUGGUCAUCGGGGAACCAGAAAGGACAGAGCCACGAGGAGAUGAGCCACACAGCUUUGUCCCCAUAGCCCAGAGAAUAAUGAAUAGGGCAGGAGUGAAGUGUAAAGAUGAGAUCUGCCGGCAGGGACUGAAACUGGUUCAGACCACCAAAGUGAACUGUGAUGACUUCCUACUGAUGGGCCUGAGGUACCAGCACCUGGAUCCACCCUCACCUGAUAUUGACUAUAUUGCUAUAAGGCUGGACCUCACUGACUCCAGAAGCAGAAAUAUUCACAAGUCCGAGCAUGCUUGGAUCCCGGUCCGCAUCAAGAACGCAAUCCCAAACCAGUCUCCCAAACCGGCCUUCAUGUCCAUGUUCAUCCUGGAGGUGGAUCAGUUCAUUCUCACCCCUCUGACUACAGGCGCACUAGACGCUGAAGACAGCGAGACCCCCAAGUCUCUGCUCAUCUUCAACAUCACCAGGCCUCCGCCUCAGGGCUACAUCACCCACUUGUCUGACCACACGAAACCAAUCUCAUCCUUCACCUGGAAUGACCUCAAUGAGAUACUGAUAGCCUACCAGCCCCCAAACAGCAGUCACACAGAGCGGAGGAACUAUGAGGUCGAGUUUGAGGUCCAUGAUUUCUUCUUUGAGAGAAGCUCACCGAUUAUGGUGCAUAUCUCAAUCAGAACAGCAGACACCAAUGCUCCCAGAGUUUCUUGGAACAUGGGUCUUGCUCUCUUAGAAGGACAGUCCCGCCCAAUCACCUGGGACCAGUUUCAGAUUGUAGACAACGAUAACAUAAAAGUGGUUCGUCUGAUCACUGUGGAUGGGCUACAGCAUGGCAGGCUUACUGUAAGAGGGGGAAAAGGCUUUAUGUUCACCGUGAGCGACAUCAAAGCUGGGGUUGUGCGUUACCACCAUGAUGACAGUGAUACCACUAAAGACUUUGUAGUCUUCAGGAUAUUCGAUGGGCGCCACAGCACACGCCACAAGUUCCCCAUCAACAUCCUGCCGAAGGACGACAGCCCACCCUUCCUCAUCACCAAUGUGAUGCUGGAGCUGUGUGAGGGCCAGACCGCCCUUAUUCAGAGCUCCAUGCUGCAGGCCUCUGACAUGGACUCCAGCGAUGACUACAUUGUCUUCAACAUCACCCGCCUGCCACAGGCCGGGGAGAUCCUGAAGAAACCAAGCCCUGAAGUCAUAGGUUAUCCUGUAGGUCGGUUCCUUCAGAGAGAUCUGUUCAACGCCAUUGUGCAUUAUCAGCAUCUGGGAAAUGAAGUGUUUGAGGAUUCCUUUGAGUUUAUUCUCUCAGACAGCCAUGACCCACCCAAUCUAUCAGAACCACAGGUCGUCAUAGUGCACAUAACUCCUGUGGAUGACCAGCUGCCUAAAGAAGCACCUGGGGUUGUUCGGUAUCUGGUUGUCAAGGAGACAGAGGUUGUGCACCUGACCAAGAAGCAGCUACACUUCACAGAUGUAGAGUCACCUGACAGAGAGCUCACCUACACCAUCACCACCCCUCCAUUCUUUACCUCUGUUUAUGGGAGACCUGAUGCUGGAAAACUGUUCCUGGUCGACAGCAUCCCUAAAUUUACAAAAGAUCCGGCUGCUCCCAUGCUGAGGUUGUUUACACAGCAUGCUGUGAACUACAUGAAGGUGGCCUACAUGCCUCCAAUCCAGGAUAUAGGACCCGACCCUCAGCACAUACAGUUUGUGUUCUCUGUCACUAACCAACAUGGCGGCACAUUAAUUGGCAUCUGCUUCAACAUUACAGUCCUGCCAGUGGAUAACCAGCCACCUGAGGUGUUCACCAACCAGCUGAAGGUGGAGGAAGGAGGGGUGUGUCUAGUGUCUGUGGACCACCUGCUGGUGACGGACUGGGACACCAGAGAGGAGACAAUACGGGUUCGACUGGAGAGAAAGCCCCAUCACGGGGAGGUGGAGCUGGAUGGCUUCCCCAUCAAGGAGGGGGGAACCUUCACCUUGCAGGACAUCAAAAACCAAAAAGUUAGAUAUCGUCAUGACAGCUCUGAGACGCUUCAGGAUGACAUUCUCUUUAUUGCUUCAGAUGGCAUCAAUUCUGCAGAUUUUGUUCUGCAAGUCAAGGUGUUGCCAGUUAAUGAUGAAGUGCCGGUGGUAAAACCAGGCCUUAAUCCCAUGUUGCAUUGCGCAGAGGGCCAGGAAGUGAUUAUCACUUCCAAAUACAUCUACUCCACCGACAGUGACAGUGAUGACCAGAAGCUCACCUACAUGAUUGCACGUCAGCCAUACCAUGGAGUAGUGCGUAAGAAUGGUAACAUUGUGGAUCGGUUCAUCCAGGCUGAUAUUAUUGCUGGGACUGUCACAUUCAGGCAUACAGGAGGGGAGAUUGGACUGAAUCCCCAGUUUGACACCAUAACCUUUGUUAUCUCUGAUGAAGAAGCCGGCACGCAUCAGAGCUGCUGCUAUGAUGGGCCUCUUCCACCUGCAGUGCGGCUUCAUGAUUUGCUUCCUGUGUACGACCUUAAAAUCACUGUCUUUCCUGUUGAUAACCAGCCUCCCACCAUCAUCACUGGGGACAUGUUUGUUGUUGAUGAAGGAUCUUCAGCCCCAAUAACUAUCAACCACCUGAGUGUCAGCGAUGCUGAUACUCCUCUGGAAGAGUUAGAGUGUGUCCUGGCUUCUCCUCCACAGUUUGGCUACAUAGAAAACGUUCUGCCAACUCCAGGGUUUGAAAAGAGUAAUAUGGGCAUCAGCAUAGGCUCAUUUACCAUGAAACACGUGAAGGAACGCCAUAUUAACUACGUGCAGUCUCGACACAAGAGGACCGAACCCACUGCAGACCAGUUCAUGAUCUAUGUCACAGAUGGCAAACACCGUUCCAUUGAAACACCCUUUUACGUCAUAAUCAACCCAACUAAUGAUGAAGUCCCACAUUUUUUGGCAAGGAACAUCACUGUGCAAGAGGGCCAAAUGAAGGAACUGGGCCCAUCUAUAAUCAACGUAGUGGACUUAGAUAUCCCCCAAGACAACCUGGAAUUCACCAUAAUUCAACAGCCACAGCAUGGAAUGAUUAUGAAUGGAAUCUAUGGAAAUGACAUCACACGCUAUAAACAACAUAUCAAUGGUCACCACAAUCAUGAGCUUCCUGUGCAUGAUUUCUCAAUGGACGACCUGAAGCACGGAAUGAAGCUUAUGUACAUACAUGAUGACUCAGAGAAUAUGGAUGAUGGCUUCACGAUUCAGCUGUCUGAUGGAAAACACAAUGUCCGCAGAUUUGUUUCGGUCAAGAUCUUUCCUGUCAACGAUGAGAAACCCCAAGUUAUAAAGAACAAUGGAUUGGAUGUGGGGAUGGGAGAAUCCAGGAUUAUUUCCAGUGCAACCCUCUCUGCAGAAGAUAAUGACUCUCCUGGCGAGCAUCUCUACUUUGUGUUUGAUGGCAUUCCAAAGCAAGGAGUACUUCAGAGAAAGGUAGGCUCUGACUGGGUUGCUGUCUCUGCUGGGAUGAACUGCACUCAGGAGGACAUUGAUAUGAACCUCCUGAGGUACACGCACACAGGAGCUGUAGGACUCCUAGGCCAGGAUUCCUUCAGCUUUCAUCUAUGGGAUGGGAGCAACCGGUCUCCAGCUCAGCACUUCUACAUCACAGUCAAGGACAUGGAGAAAGGAGACAUUGCUGUUUUUGUUAAACCCCUCAAAAUCUCCAAAGGAGAGCAGGUGAUGUUGACCACUGAUACUUUGCUUUCCGUGGAUGGCACUGACAAGCCUGAAGAGCUGAUGUAUGUCAUUACCUCUCCGCCUGCCGGUGGCCACAUAGAGUAUGUCAGCUACCCCGGGGUGCCCAUCACCACUUUCAGCCAGAUGGAUAUCGCUGCACAGACUGUCUGCUUUGUUCAUGACAACAGAGCACAUUCACUGAAGGAGGUGUUGAGAUUUGUCGUCAGCAACGGCCUGUCCACUCAGAAUGGGACGAUGGAGAUUGCCGUGGAGACUGCUGACCGUGUCCUGCCUACGGUCUCCCGCAAUACGGGCCUGCUGGUGCUGGAGGGCUCGAUGAUGGUGAUUCCACCCGAGGCCCUGCAGCUCUCUGACCCGGACACCCCGGCACACAGCCUCACUUUCCAGCUGGCACAGCUCCCACGAUACGGGCAGCUCUCCCGGCGCGGUGCCCCGCUGCUUCAGCACAGCUUCACCCAGCUCGAUGUGAACAGCAGGGACCUGGCCUACAAACACACUGGAGGGGACUCCCAGAUAGACCGCUUCAGCUUUGUGGCUUCUGACGGGACCAACCACGGUUUCCUCAUUGACAGGGAAAAGCAGACAGAGCCAGUUUUCUUCACUAUCCAGGUAGAGCAACUAGACAAGUCUUCUCCUAGAAUCGUUCACCUCCAGUGCGUAUCAAAGGUGGAAUUGUUGAAGGACGGCCGUUACGGGAGCUACAUCUCCUCCAGAGACUUGAAAGCAACAGAUGCCGAUACCAAGGAUGAGGAGAUCAUCUUCCAGAUACUACGGCCUCCUGAUUUUGGUUACCUGGAAAACGCGACAACAGGAGACUUUGUUCGACAGAGGUUUACUCAGAAGGAUUUAAACAGAAGACAUAUUCUUUAUGUCAUCAAUCCAUCUCUGGAGGCCCUGUCUGACAGCCUGGAGUUUUUGGUCUCAGACCCAACAGGAAAUACUGGAAUUCCACAAAUGCUUGAACUGAAGUGGUCUCGAAUCGAGUUCUCCCAGUCUGAGUAUGUGGUGUGUGAAGAUGUAGGGACACUUUCAUUGCCAAUCACUAGAGAGGGCUAUGCGAUGGAGUCUUCUUUCAUUGGAAUCAAGGUCAAUGAGAUCUCUGCUUCUGUCGGGAAGGAUUUUACUCUCAGCCCCUCCAGUUUGAUCCAGUUUGAUCCUGGGGUUUCGACCAGGACUUGGAACAUAGGGAUUACAAGUCACAGACUGGAAGAAGCUGAGGAGGUGUUUGAGGUGGUUCUCAACUCCCCUGUUAACACUGUGCUAGGAAGCAAGACGAAAUUAGUGGUGAGAAUCACUGACUCAAGGAAAGGUCAGUGUAGUAACAGUAAAAACACUGGCCAGGUCCCAGCUGUCCCUCGACUAAGAGGUCAGCCGUCCCCAGUCACUGCUGAGUAUCCUCCCCCCAGCCAUGGUGUAAUCCAAGUGGAGAAAAUCUCACUUACCCCUGUAGAGGGCACUGGGUGGACAAGAGGCGAUGUAUCACAGGAAUACAACCCACCUCCACCAAAGAAAAGACUCAGGGUCAUUGGAAAUGGGAAAACGGUCCAUCCUUCAUAUGUUGAACGAAAUGGGACAGAUGUAGUGUUUACAUACCAUGGGAUCAUGUCGCUCAGAGUGGAGGAUGAUAGCUCUCCAUCUAACUCUGGCAAAAGAGCCAAGGUACUGGUUACCAGUAGAGGGCAGCAGAGGUAUCCUGUUGGUUCUCCUAGAUCCACUGAGCUCCUGCAUUCUGACAGAGCCACUGUCCACUCCACAAAACAGGAUGACUACAGCAGAUCCUUUCCUAAGCCCUGCACACCUGACCUGAAACGCCUUCUUCAUUUUGACCAAAGUGCCCAAAAACUGUUUCAUUGUGAUGGGAUUUCUUGGAAACCAUGGAAGCCAACCAGUGAUGACAUCAAUGCUAAAAAAUGUCCUCCUGGAUGGAUCUACCAUGGAACCCAUUGCUACUACAUCAGCACUGACCACAAAUCAACAUGGAAUUCAGCUGCAAGAGCUUGCAAGGAAAUACAUCGUGGCAAUCUGGUUAGUGUCCUCUCAAAACCUGAUAUGACGUGGCUGUGGGAUUUCAGCGGAAGGAAGCCAUUUUGGAUUGGCCUGAAUGACAGAGUGAAGGCAGGGAAAUGGGAGUGGCUUGGUGGAGAGCCAGUGUCCUUCACAAACUGGAGGAAAGGACCCCCACGGGCAUCAAGGAAGGCUGGAAAGAACUGUGUGUUAGUGCAGAGAAGAGGGAAGUGGCAAGUGAAAGAUUGCAGAAAAGGAAAAAGUCAUAACUAUGUCUGCUAUGUGAAAACAUGAGGAAACCUGACCAUCUGUGAGACACAAAAAGAAGGACAUUAAGUAUACAAUACAGGUUUCUAGUAUAAAACGUGAAGGUUUGUUAAUAAAACAGGCACCCCUUUAAGUUAUUGGGUUAUCUGUGAUUAUUGUUAUAAACUGUAUGAUAUUUUGAAUGGGGUUACUAAUUCUGUACUCAAAGAAGAACCUUCUUUCGGUCUGUAAUUUGAAUACUUUUUGUACUGUGUAUAGCAGUAUCCAUAAGUGUCCAGUGCCACCCUUUAGAAAAAGGAAAUGGGUUUAUACUUUAUUUAAUGGUCUGCUUGGUUAAAGGUAACUAGAAUAUUUUGUUAUAAAAUAACAACUGCUUAUUGUACAUAUUUUAUUCUACAUGUAUUUAUUUUUAAUCAAGCACACAAUGCUAAAAGAAGAGCUUUGUGUAACUAGUGUGUUUGUAUGCUGGUGAUUCUGGUGCCUUCAUAACUGUUAUAACCUGGUGUCAAGGGUGACUGUCCAGUCCUGCUUUAGGUUUUGUGAUUUAAAAGCAUUGCAAGUUACAACAACAGAAAUUUUAAAAUACUUUGCAGUUGAGGGCAUUUAUGAUGUACUAACAGUGCAUUUAGUAAACAGCUCUGCUAUUCAUAAAGGACAUGACAAGAAUGAGAUAGAAACAAAAUAAACUUCAUUUCACAAUAAACAAAUAUGUCACAUUUGUAAUUGCACAUGCAUACCUAUCAUCUUACAAAGUUGUACUGAAACACUGGUUUUAUCCUUAUGAUGACUACAACUGUUGUGAUAAAUUAAUUCAAUCUGAUAAUUCUGGUCUGUCAAACAUCAUAAUGUUACUUAACACAAGAAAUAUAAAUAGUGUUUUCACCAGAGUGGUUACUGUAGUUCAGGGGUCUCCAACACUGGUCUUGGAGAGCCCCAAUCCUGCAGGUUUUUUAGGUGUCUUUAGGUCAGCAAUGGCUAAAGAUCAAGAACACAUGUUUGUCUUGACUAAUUAAGCCAAUAAUUCGUUCAAUUAAGUAACUGAGAGCUUGGUUGAAACGAAAACCAGAAGACCCUGUAGCUCUUCAGGAUCAGGAUUGGAGACCCCUGGUAUAGACCAUUUGUUUUGACAAUAUAUUACAAAGGUAUGUAUGUAAUUGAAUUAUGGUAAUUUAUUAAGUUUUAAUGCUUGGUAUCAAAGGACCAUGGUAAGUUUCCAAAGAAGUUUUUCUACUACAAAUCUAGAAUGGUGAAGGACCCAGAACAGUCCAUAAAGAUAGUAUCCGGAUCUGCAUAUGCAUUGUCAUGGCACCUAAAGACAUUGAGUGGCUGGACUAUGACUAUGUUGUUUGGUCGUUAAGCAGAGCUCUGUUCUCUAUCUGGUCCACCUCUGGAACAGACACUAUUUCACAUUGGAAGUGGACAAAUCUCUUUGGAAACUUACCAUGGUCCUUUUGCCAGAUCAUCCUUUUUGACUGGAAAUGUAGAUUAGCAUUGUCCCAUAGGCUUGAUAUUAUACACAGGGUAUAUGAGAAUGCUUAAUGUCAAUGUUAAAAAAACAAAAGGGAAGAGAAAAACAGGACAGGACAGUGUGAUGUCCGAUUUGCAGAUAAACUGCAAAUACUGCAUGCCUCAGUACAUAAUAACACACAAUAUCAAACAAGUGAGGAUGGCUCACUAACAAAUGAGUGGCAAAGACACAUUUCUCAUUGAAUGCCAUCCUCAUUCAUGUCACAAGACAUUACCUAAACCAGAUGGCUCAUGAAGAUGUGCUUUUUUAUCUCUGAAUUUAAAAAAUAAUAAUACAGCUUUUUUGUCAUUUUUAAUGCCUAUUCUUGCUGCCUUUCUAAUGUUACUAGGACCCAAUAAAAAUUAAAUGUGUACAUUAUCUCAACAAUACUAUCCUAUGGCAGUAUACUGUGGUUAAAGAAACUGAAUAUGUAAAAUAUUUGUUAGAACCGGGUAUUUCCAGAGCAAUUGUUUGUUUAAAUGAUAUUGCCUUUAAAUUUUUCUCUUAGAAACUGAACAUGGUGCUAAAUUAAUAACAUUUUCAUCAGGUUUUGCCAGAGAUGAUGUUCCCAGUUUACUAAGCGUUUGCUUGUAAGGUUAAUUUGUAAAUUGUUUCUUAUCAAAUGGGGUAAACUUUGCUGCGCAGCAAAACUACUGGCUUAAUGUCUGUUAUAUGUGUUUGUCCAUUUAUCAAAGUUGUAUGUUACUUUUAUAUUACAGUUAUGUACUGUAUUAAUGUUUAAGAAUGUAAUAGAAAUGUAAUUAAACCUAAAAUAUUUUAA
Molecule: messenger RNA, 9280 nt
Organism: Acipenser ruthenus (sterlet)
Lineage: Eukaryota; Metazoa; Chordata; Actinopteri; Acipenseriformes; Acipenseridae
Product: FRAS1-related extracellular matrix protein 1-like
Exons: 37
Coding region: 462-7019 (2185 amino acids)
Biological process (GO): cell communication
Cellular component (GO): membrane
Source: RefSeq, a predicted model, not a curated record